This is a messenger RNA of Alternaria rosae, 774 nucleotides long. RefSeq lists its product as uncharacterized. The coding region runs from base 1 to 774 and encodes 257 amino acids. The record is from RefSeq and is a predicted model, not a curated record. The transcript is spliced from 2 exons. Lineage: Eukaryota; Fungi; Ascomycota; Dothideomycetes; Pleosporales; Pleosporaceae.
AUGAACCCGCAACCACAAUCAGAUAUGAUGGACUACAGUAUGUGUGGAAGAACUCAGGAUCCGAGACCUUUUCAACAAGUUAACGAGAGGGUAAAAGACACUGCUAAAACGCCAUACUGCCAGAAAGCUGAGGAGACUAUUGAAGAUCUGUUCAACAAAGUCAUGGGUGCCAUUCAUCCCGAAGUUCUCGCCACUAUCAAGGCGGAAGGGGUCCAUUCUGAUGACUUUACCAUGGACAAUAUCAACAUUGAGUCCUGGCAGACCGACAACUCCCUCUCCCGGAGCAGAGCUUUAGCCAGCAGCAGCAACUGCUACAGUGCUAUGAAGAAGAAAAUCCGUAUAAGGAACAUGGAUUUCGCCAACUUCGCUGAAACCCAACGAGCAGCGGCCACUCGCGUCAUUCACUGCAACUAUCUUCCCCUGGCAAACGACGGCAGGUUUCCUCAAGACCAAGCAGCUCGCACAUUCUACAUUCGUCGGCUGUACGAAGCCUUCACCGACAUAACCCAAUGUAUCGACAGCGCCACCGUUGCCAAUUUCGACCUUCGUUGGGCUACCCUCUCAUCCAGUACCUCCCCCUACACACCAGCCAUGAUCACCACAAUCUGCCACGCCCUCCUCUCCAUUGCCAACAACCUGCACACUCAAGGCCCCAUCUCUCUCAACGUCUUCGACAAAGGCAAGCUUGAGAACGUAUACAAGUUCCGCGAUCUCACAUUCGGUGCGCGCGUCGACAAGGUGUGUGAGCUGAUGCGCAUCAGCAAGACUAGAUGA